Messenger RNA from Lathyrus sativus (Indian pea), 915 nucleotides. NCBI's taxonomy places the organism in Eukaryota, Viridiplantae, Streptophyta, Magnoliopsida, Fabales, Fabaceae. The record is from the annotation of a GenBank genome assembly.
AUGAGCUGCCUCCCUUACCCCAAGCAUGUGAUCAAAACCAUUAAGUCUAUUUGCAGGACUUUCUUGUGGACAGGUAGCGAGGUGAAAUCGAGAAAAUCCCCAAUUGCGUGGAAGAGUGUCUGUAAACCUCGGCAGAAGGGCGGUCUGGAUGUGUUGGACUUAUCAUAUUGGAACACGGCUUGUUUAACAAAACUGUUGUGGAACCUUUGCAACAAGAAGGAUACUCUUUGGGUGAAAUGGAUCCACGCAUUUUAUUUCAAAACUACAGAUAUUAUGCAGGUCCAGGAAAAACAGGGUAUGUCGUGGAUUCUAAAAGCUAUUCUUAGACACAGAUUCAUCAUUAUUGGCAUGGAAGAUUGGUAUGAAAUGAAGGAGAAAUACUUUGUGGGUAAAGUGUACCAGUUCCUAAAGAAGGAUGAUCCUGAUGUUGGAUGGAAACACAUGUUAUCCAACAUUAUUGCUAGACCGAGAGUCCUUUUUACUAUGUGGAUGGCUUGCCACCGUAGACUUACGAUAAGGGGACGACUCAAAAGACUUGGCCUUAUGACCGACGACAAGUGUAAUUUCUGCGACAAGGAGGAAACAAUUGACCACCUUUUAUUUGAUUGUCCACCAUUUAAAACCUGUUGGCAACAAAUCCUGGUGUGGUUGGGGUUUCAACAUUUCCCGUGUGAAUGGCGUGAGGAACUUGAGUGGUUAAUCACGCAUUGCAAAGGUAAAGGUUGGAGGAAGUGCAUUUUGCGUAGUGCUGUAGCGGAAACCAUCCAUGAAGUUUGGAGGUAUCAUAACAAUGCGGUCUUUGGAAAUACGGUGAAUGUUUUGGAUAUUAGAGAUUUAGUCAUUUCUACCCUUGUGAAUAUAGGGUGGGUGAAUACUAGAAUGAGACAUCAUAUAGCUCAAUUACUUAUAGAGUAG